This is a messenger RNA of Saccharomyces mikatae IFO 1815, 1614 nucleotides long. RefSeq names its product purine-cytosine permease. Gene Ontology annotation, molecular function: nucleobase transmembrane transporter activity. NCBI's taxonomy places the organism in Eukaryota, Fungi, Ascomycota, Saccharomycetes, Saccharomycetales, Saccharomycetaceae. Gene Ontology annotation, biological process: transmembrane transport; cytosine transport. Gene Ontology annotation, cellular component: plasma membrane; fungal-type vacuole membrane. The record is from RefSeq and is a predicted model, not a curated record. The transcript has a single exon. Bases 1 to 1614 code for a protein of 537 amino acids.
AUGUCCGUUAUUGAUGCACAAGGUGUGAACCAUGAGCUCAAAGAUCUCGAAUCUGGAGCUCAUGACACGAAGACUUUUUCAGCUAACGUAUACUAUGAGGAUGUAGAAUCGCGCGGAUCCAACGAGUUGGUUGAUGAUAAGCUAGAAUCACAAGGAACACAAGAUUUAGUUGAAACCCAACCGUCUUUCUUUAAUAGAAUUGCUGCUGCUUUGAAUGCCGAGACAAACGGUAUCGAACCAAUCAAGGAGGAAGAGAAAACUGAUAACUCUAUACUUAAUGCUGCUACAAUAUGGUUCUCAGCCAAUAUGGUUAUCGUAGCAUGCUCUGUAGGUGCAUUGGGUCCCUUGAUUUUCGGUCUAAAUUUCGGUCAGAGUGUUCUGGUUAUCAUCUUUUUUAACAUUUUAGGAUUGAUACCUGUUGCAUUUUUCUCUAUUUUUGGUGUAGAAUUGGGGUUAAGGCAAAUGAUUCUUUCUAGAUAUCUGGCUGGUAACUUAACCGCAAGGUUUUUCUCACUUGUCAACAUUAUCUGUUGUAUAGGAUGGUGUGUUUUGAAUAUUGCUGUUUCCGCCCAAUUGCUUAAUAUGGUGAACGAAGGCUCUGGUCAUGUUUGCCCUAUUUGGGCCGGUUGUUUGGUCAUUGCUUGUGGUACUGCGUUUGUAACAUUCUUCGGUUAUGGAGUGGUGCAUGCAUAUGAGAAAUGGUCAUGGAUACCAAAUUUUGCUGCCUUUUUAGUUAUCAUCGCUCAACUCUCGAGAUCAGGGAAGUUUACAACGGGUGAAUGGGUAGGAGGUGCGACUACCGCAGGUAAUGUUUUAUCUUUUGGUUCAUCGGUUUUCGGAUCAGCUGCGGGUUGGGCAACUUAUGCAGCUGAUUACACUGUUUAUAUGCCAAAGAACACGAGCAAGUCCAAAAUUUUCUUUUCUGUGGUUGCUGGUCUAGCAUUCCCCCUGUUUUUCACCAUGAUUCUAGGUGCUGCUUGUGGGAUGGCCGCUGUUAAUGACAAAACCUGGGCGGCAUACUACGAAAAAAAUUCUAUGGGCGGUAUUAUAUAUGCUAUUUUGGUUCCUAAUUCUCUGCACGGAUUCGGUCAAUUUUGUUGUGUUCUUUUAGCACUUUCAACUGUUGCAAAUAAUGUUCCCGGAAUGUAUACUGUUGCUUUAUCCGCCCAGGCUUUGUGGGAACCUUUGGCCAAAAUACCGAGAGUGGUGUGGACACUCGCUGCCAACGCUGCAACGUUAGGUCUUUCCAUUCCAGCCACCUAUUACUUUGAUGGUUUUAUGCAGAACUUCAUGGAUUCCAUCGGUUAUUAUCUGGCUAUUUAUAUUGCCAUCGCAUGUUCAGAGCACUUCUUCUACAGACGUUCGUUCAGUGCUUACAAUAUUGAUGACUGGGAUAAUUGGAACGGUCUACCUAUUGGUAUUGCGGGUAUAUCUGCUUUGGUUGUAGGAGCCUUCGGUGUUGCGUUGGGUAUGUGCCAAACUUAUUGGGUUGGCGAAAUCAGUCGUUUGAUUGGCGAGUAUGGUGGUGAUAUUGGGUUUGAGUUGGCUGGAAGUUGGGCUUUCAUUGUCUACAAUAUUGUAAGACCUUUAGAACUCAAAUACUUUGGUCGCUAG